AAACGAUGGCUAAUAAUAAAGACUUCUCGGACACGAACUUCACCAUCAAAUGCAAGCAUUUGUGGCACUCGUCCCAAAUCUAUUGUCUCACGUUUGACAGAAGCGGUCGAUACAUAUUCACGGGCGGCGACGACGGUCUCGUCAAAGUGUACUCCACGCGCACCGACCGACUCGUCCGGUGUCUGUCCGACGGCACCGAACGCGAGUUCGUCGACGAAUUGGUCAGCGUUUGUCAG
Messenger RNA from Medioppia subpectinata, 236 nucleotides. Lineage: Eukaryota; Metazoa; Arthropoda; Arachnida; Sarcoptiformes; Oppiidae. The record is from the annotation of a GenBank genome assembly.